AACCAAAACAGAAAAAACAAGAACAAGAGGAAGAAGAAGAAGAAGAAGCUCAAUAUUAACAGUUUUGGUUUGCUUGUUUUUGUUUGGGCAAGGUUUGUUUCUCAACAACCUUAAAUCUUCACCCUUUUUUUUUUUAAUUUUUCGUUUUUAAAAAAGCCGCGGCUUUUUCUUUCUUGUUCGUCUUUCUUUUUUAGCAAAUGCAAGUUCUCCCCGCAGUUUCGAUUUCCGUUUCUUUCAACGAUAUCCGAAACGUUUCAAUUCUCCGUUCACUAAUUUUUUUUUCACCUCAAAAAUUCCGCUGCUUCGAUCUUAUUCUGACUUUUUUUUUAGCGAAGUAAUUAAUUUGAAUUUUUAGGAAGAAAAAACACUUUUUUUUUGUUUUUUUUUUUAAUUUAAACAUGAUGUUAUCGGCGUCGCCGACGAGUUUAGCGAAAAGUUCGCUAGAAGAAAUGUUAGACUCUCUCCGGCGACGAGACGAGGCCGAGAAGCCUAAAGACUUACCCCCGGCUUUACCGGCCAGGCCCACAUCCAAGGCUCGACUUCCCCCGGCUCGCCGGUCCCUUCCGACGAACUUCAAAGUCGAUGCCAAUGGCGAAACAGGAGGGAAUUGCGGUGAAAACGGUGGCGGUUUAAGUGAAGUGAGAGGGAAAGAGGAAGGCAAAAGGAAGGAGAAGGAGUUGGGAGUGAAGAGGAAUAGCUUUGGGAGCAAGAAAAUGAGGAAAGAUGUCAAUGUGGAUUCCCCGUAUAAUAUGGAGGCAGUGGAAGGGAAGAAAGGGGAGGAAAAGGACGGGAAAAGUAGGGUUUCGGAUGCGAAAGUUGAGAUGAAGGAAGGAGGGAAAGGGAAGGCGGAGUGGGAGGAGAACGACAAUAUUGAGUAUUUUAUUAAGAAAAAACUUCUUGUUUGGUGCUGGCUAUCCAAUGGGGUGUGGGGAUCGGGAACUAUACAAUCUACUUCAGGAGAGGAAUCAUUUGUCUCCCUCUCCAAUGGAAAUGUUGUAAAAGUCUCUACCGGUGAGCUCUUACCUGCAAACCCAGAAAUUUUGGAGGGUGUGGAUGAUCUCAUACAGCUUAGUUAUUUGAAUGAGCCAUCAGUUGUUCACAAUCUUAAGUACAGAUAUUCUCGUGAUAUGAUAUAUAGUAAAGCAGGCCCAGUUUUGAUUGCAGUCAACCCCUUCAAAGAUGUAAAAAUUUAUGGGAAGGAUUUUGUCACAGCCUAUAGACAGAAAGCUACAGACAGCCCUCAUGUUUUUGCUAUAGCAGACAUGGCAUAUAACGAGAUGAUGAAUGAUGGAGUAAAUCAGUCUAUAAUCAUAAGUGGGGAAAGUGGAGCUGGGAAAACUGAGACAGCAAAAUUUGCAAUGAAGUACCUAGCUGCACUUGGAGGUGGCAGUGGUGGGAUAGAGUGUGAAAUCCUUCAGGCAAAUUGUAUACUUGAAGCAUUUGGGAAUGCAAAGACGUCUAGGAAUGACAACUCUAGCCGAUUUGGGAAACUUAUUGAAAUUCAUUUUACCACAUUAGGGAAGAUGUCUGGUGCCAAGAUUCAAACUUUUCUUCUGGAAAAGUCAAGAGUAGUUCAGCUGGCUGCUGGUGAAAGGUCAUACCAUAUAUUUUAUCAACUUUGUGCUGGUGCUCCACCAACUCUAAGAGAGAGACUGAAUCUUAAAAUGGCUAACGAGUACAACUAUCUUGUCCAGAGUGACUGCUUGGUGAUUGAUGGUGUUGAUGAUGCUCAGAAAUUCCACAAGCUUAUGGAAGCCUUGGACAUUGUUCAAAUUUGCAAAGAAGAGCAAGAGCAAGCAUUGAAAAUGCUUGCUGUAGUGUUAUGGCUGGGAAAUAUUUCGUUUCAAGUAAUUGACAAUGAAAAUCAUGUGGAGGCAUUGGCUGAUGAAGCUUUAACCAGUGCUGCCAAACUGAUGGGUUGUGCACCACAUGAACUGAUGCAAGCUUUAUCUACUCACAGAAUGCAAGCUGGCAAGGAUAGUAUUGCUAAAAAAUUGACAUUGCGACAGGCAAUUGACACGAGAGAUGCAUUGGCAAAAUUUAUCUAUGCAAGCUUGUUUGACUGGCUUGUGGAACAAAUCAAUAAGUCGCUUGAAGUGGGCAAACAGUGCACUGGCAGGUCCAUAAGCAUCCUUGAUAUUUAUGGGUUUGAGUCCUUUAAGAAGAAUAGCUUUGAACAGUUUUGUAUAAAUUAUGCAAAUGAGAGGUUGCAACAACACUUCAACCGGCACCUAUUUAAGCUUGAGCAGGAGGAGUAUGAAUUGGAUGGGAUUAAUUGGACUAAAGUUGAUUUUGCUGACAACCAAGAGUGCUUGGACUUAUUUGAGAAGAAACCGUUUGGGCUACUUUGCUUACUGGAUGAGGAAUCAAAUUUCCCCAAUGCAACUGAUUUGACCUUUGCUAAUAAGUUGAAGCAGCACUUGAAUGCUAAUCCUUGCUUCAAAGGAGAUAGAGGCAGGGCCUUCGGUGUUCGUCAUUUUGCAGGAGAGGUACUCUAUGAUACAAAUGGCUUUUUGGAAAAGAACCGAGACCCACUGAACUCUGAGUUAGUCCAACUUCUAUCAUCAUGUAAUGGCCAAUUGCCACAAUCAUUUGCCUCUAAAAUGCUUAAUCAAUCUCUGAAACCAGCAACUUCAUUUGAUGCUUCAAAGCAAAGCGUCGGUGCAAAGUUCAAGGGUCAACUCUUCAAACUAAUGAACCAGUUGGAGAAUACAACACCUCACUUUAUCCGCUGCAUAAAGCCAAAUUGCAAGAAGCUUCCUGGCAUGUAUGAAGAGGAUCUUGUCUUGCAGCAGCUUAGAUGGUGUGGAGUUUUAGAGAUUGUUAGAAUCUCAAGAUCUGGAUACCCUACGCGUAUGACACAUCAGAAAUUUGCAGAAAGGUAUGGGUUCCUACUGUCGAAGACCAAUGUAUCUCAGGAUCCAUUAAGUAUUUCAGUUGCUGUUCUACAACAAUUUAAUGUCCUCCCUGAAAUGUAUCAAAUUGGCUAUACCAAACUGUAUCUUCGAACUGGGCAGAUUGGUGCAUUGGAGCAUAGGAGAAAACAAGUGUUGCAAGGAGUAAUUGAGGUUCAGAAAUACUUCCGGGGUCACCAGGCUCGUCGCCUUUUCCAUGAGCUCAACAAAGAAGCAAAACAUAUACAAUCAUUUGUCCGCGGUGAAAACAUCCGAAGGAAGCAUGCUGUUGAGGGAAAUAUGUGCUCAGCAUUUGCUUCCCAAUUACUUGACGAGCAGUUGACGGCAGUCAUAUAUUUACAAUCUGUAAUCCGUGGGUGGCUGGCCCGGAGACAUUUCAAUAACAUGCAUAAUUUGAAACAGUUAAACCGUGAAAGUGUAAAAUCUAGACGAAAGAUGGGUAGGAGGAUUUCUGAAGCAAAGGGCAUACCACAUGAGCAACAGAUUCCAGUUCUGCCUUCUGUAAUGGCAGAGCUUCAGAAAAGGGUUCUCAAGGCAGAAGCGACUUUGGGGCAAAAAGAACAGGAAAAUGCCACAUUACGGGAGCAAUUACAACAGUAUGAGGCAAGGUGGUUGGAGUAUGAGUCAAAAAUGAAAUCAAUGGAGGAGAUGUGGCAAAAGCAAAUGGCAUCACUGCAAUCAAGUCUUGCCGCUGCCAGAAAGAGUCUUGCUGCUGACAGUACUACUGGUCAGCUUGGAAGAGUUGAUGUUGCAUCACCUCGUUGUUAUGAUUCUGAAGAUAUGUCCAUGGGAUCUCGAACUCCUGGUGGGAACACACCUGUCUUAUAUUCUGGUGCGAUGCCUGAUUUUGUUGGGGGAAGGGAGAAUGGUUCUUUGAAUGCAGUGAGCAAUCUGGUAAAGGAACUCGAGCAGCGGAAACAAACAUUUGAUGAUGACGCAAAAUCUUUGAUUGAGGUCAGAACGGCCCACCCAGGUUCUGUUACGAAUCCUGAUGAUGAACUCCGGAGAUUAAAACUCAGAUUUGAGACAUGGAAGAAAGAUUACAAAACGAGAUUAAGGGAAACCAAGGCAAGACUACAUAAACGUGGGCAUCCAGAAUCAGACAAAGCCCGAAGAAAAUGGUGGGGGAAGCUAAGUUCAAGAGCAUAGAAUUGCAGUUUGAAAGGAUCAUCGAUCUCAGCUUGGUCCAAGCAAUAUCCAAGAGUUGUUGCCCAAAAUGCCACCUGCUUCCGUUCUCAGGUACAGUUAUUUACGUUUAUGGCGACAAUCAUAAACGUUUCUAUAGUCCGUGGACAGCGAAGGGAGACAUUGUAUAUCUACCGAUUUUUGUUACUUGGUGGGAGGAAUUAUCAUGUGAAUAGACGAAUAGCAAUUUCUUGAGACCGCCUUCUUCUUCGAAUGGUUCGGUUUAGUUUGUGUAUAUUCUGUUUCCAGUGAUGUAAGGUCCAAACUAUGUAGUUCCUUGAAUACAGAUGAAAUGAGAAAUGUUCAUAUGCCUUUUCCCUAAA
Theobroma cacao (cacao) is the source of this 4423-nucleotide messenger RNA. RefSeq names its product myosin 2 (gene ATM2). NCBI's taxonomy places the organism in Eukaryota, Viridiplantae, Streptophyta, Magnoliopsida, Malvales, Malvaceae. Gene Ontology annotation, biological process: actin filament organization. Gene Ontology annotation, molecular function: microfilament motor activity; ATP binding; actin filament binding. The record is from RefSeq and is a predicted model, not a curated record. Gene Ontology annotation, cellular component: actin cytoskeleton; membrane; cytoplasm.